Aspergillus homomorphus CBS 101889 is the source of this 1566-nucleotide messenger RNA. Its product is annotated as SH3 domain protein. The coding region runs from base 1 to 1566 and encodes 521 amino acids. NCBI's taxonomy places the organism in Eukaryota, Fungi, Ascomycota, Eurotiomycetes, Eurotiales, Aspergillaceae. The transcript is spliced from 4 exons. The record is from RefSeq and is a predicted model, not a curated record. Gene Ontology annotation, molecular function: protein binding.
AUGUCCAGCACAUGCAUAUCACUGUCGGGCUCGACCCAAUGUCCCGCAUUCAACACCUCAUCGAUAUCGACAAACUCGAGUCUCUAUACAGAUUUCCCAUUCAUGCAAUAUGUCUCCAAUUUAACACAAUUUGACCAAGAGCUAAACAGCUAUGUCAUGCAGUCCUUUGUGAGGUCAAAAUAUGUGGAUUAUCUCGGAUGUGAAGGUGCCAACCUUACUGACACCAGUGACUAUUAUGCCCGCUAUACCACAAGUGUUAUCUGCAGCAGCUUGGUCCAAAGCUCAAAGAACGACUGCAGUCUCUCCCUUCAAGACUCAAGGCCGCUUUGCGCUGAUGCUUGCGCCCAAAUGGCUGAAAGCGAAGAGGCUAUAAUUAAAGACUCCGAUCUCUGUUCCGAAAGGGCUAGCGAUUAUAUGGCCCAGAUCCGAUCCGAUUUUACUAUUUGCGCUCUUCCUGCGGACUCAAUUACUGUGAGCUGCGUCCCCGGUGCUGACAAUGAGCCGGAGAAUUGUGGAUUCCGAUCUAACCUCUUGGGACUGUGUGCGCACUGCAAAUCGAGCUCGACCAAUACUACCGAUUCUUGCUGUGAAAGUGCAGGGGCAGCUACCCGGUGCUCAAACGUAACCGUCCCAUCUUCAACGAUUACACCGAUUUUCACAUCGACGUCAACAUCCAACUCAACUGCUGGUGCCUCGGGUGGCUUAUCUGGCGGAGAGAUCGCGGGUAUUGUGAUAGGAUCGGUGGUAGGGUUUGCACUACUUGCUGUCCUCGCCGUACUUGCUUUGAUCUGCUUGCGGCGCAAGCGCAAGGCGAAGAACGAAAGUGGCCUCAACCAGCCGAACCCACAACGCAAGGGCUCCCCAUCAAUGCAACCGGCCCAGAUGAAUAAUGGUUAUGCUGCUAUUCCUGGAGGACGGGUCGCUCGAAUGUCUGCCUUGCGCGAAGCACCCAGUGCGUCACCGGCACGCUCCCGCCUCUCUGCUGCCUUAUUCGGGGGCGCGAAAUACAGUGACUCUUCCGACUCGGAAUUCGGCGCCAGCCCGGGUGCGAUGUCGAAGAAGAUCCCACCGACAACUGGCAAGCGUCACGGAUCGCUAUCCAGCAACUCAGCCUUAGCUGGUGCAGCCAGUGAUGGCUCACCUCGUUCGAUGAAGGCUGGCCAUUACUCAUCACCUGAAGGCGUGACAAGUGGACAGUCGGAGCAACUGUCUUCAUUUCAGGAUUAUUAUUCUCCGGAUGAGAUCCGCCCUGGUGACAAGGUGGCCGUGCUCUGGGCAUAUCAGCCUCGGGCGGGAGACGAAUUUGCCUUGGAUCGAGGUGAGAUGUUGAAGGUGAUUGGUAUCUGGGAUGAUGGAUGGGCCACUGGCGUUCGGAUCCCCGAAAGUGUGGAUGGUUAUGAUGCCAGGCACCGUGAGCAACGGGACAGUGGUGUCUCGAAUGGCUCACAACGACCGGUACCAUCUCCGUCUCCCAUGGGUGAGAUCAAAGCAUUUCCACUCGUUUGCGUUUGCCUUCCGCAACAUUGGCGCAAGAUCAUCGAUGGUGGGCAAGCGGACGAGGAUUGA